GUAUUAAAAGUCAACAAGUUAUAUUCCUUCAUUCAAAAAAUAGUUCCUAUACAGAACAAAGUCUAACUCAAAUAAUAUAUAUAUUAACUUCAUAAUGACUGAUGAUAAUCCCAGUGUGGAGGAGCAGCGCGAGAGGAUCGAUAAUGCCCUGCUGAAUGCCAUGGAUGAUCUGGAUCGGGACUAUCUCCGUGGACUGCAGAUUGAGAUGCAUACCUGUGCCACUGCCUGCUGCUCCGAUCCGGAUGCCAGUGCCGAGACAGUCCAGCGUUGUGUUGAUCGCUGCCAGUUACCUUUGACUCGAGCCCGGUGCUAUGUGCAACAGGAACUCUCCGAGUUUGAGAAUCGCUUGGAGGGCUGCAUGCGUCAGUGUCGCCUUUGUGGCAAUGAGGAAAUCCACCUGGAACGCUGCUCCAUUGACUGUGUGGAUAGCCAUGUGGCACAACUGCCCGAGAUGCUAAGAGCCAUGCGGAUCACACUGGAAAAGGGUCUCUAAAAUGGUUUUUUA
Molecule: messenger RNA, 505 nt
Organism: Drosophila serrata
Lineage: Eukaryota; Metazoa; Arthropoda; Insecta; Diptera; Drosophilidae
Product: TIM double twin CX3C motif protein
Cellular component (GO): cytoplasm
Source: RefSeq, a predicted model, not a curated record